This is a messenger RNA of Neurospora tetraspora, 2718 nucleotides long. RefSeq lists its product as uncharacterized. Gene Ontology annotation, biological process: regulation of gene expression. Gene Ontology annotation, cellular component: nucleus. NCBI's taxonomy places the organism in Eukaryota, Fungi, Ascomycota, Sordariomycetes, Sordariales, Sordariaceae. The transcript has 5 exons. Gene Ontology annotation, molecular function: protein binding. The record is from RefSeq and is a predicted model, not a curated record. Bases 486 to 2273 code for a protein of 595 amino acids.
CCUCGGUGCACAUUGUCUGGCUUUCGUCAUGAUCAGAGGACUGUAAUACUCCGCCCAAUAUACCAAGACGAUUUACCUCCGAUCCUCCAAGGACGCCAUCACCGCCAUUAAUUACUCUUGCUCUCCCUCUCAAAAGCUUCAUCAAAAAGCCCAGCCCUGUUUCAAUCCUUCACGGCCUUGGUUGCGGUUUGUUUUCGCUCUGAUUCGAGAGCUCACGCCAUACCCACCACAGCGAUCCAUCCACACGAAUUCGGCACUGCAGUCGAAACCAGAUCUCUUGUCGCUUGGCAACCUAACGACGACCUUAUCCGAUCUUCCGAGUUCACCUAUGCACCUGGGGAAUAGUUGGUUUUGUGGCAACCAGGCAUUGAUACCAUCAAUUACUUUUGGAAGAAGCUCUCGUUGAGCUUCGGUGCAGGGAUUUUUUUUUGGGAACUUCGACUCGUCGGUGCACCGCGCAUCACAAAUCACACCAAUUGGACUCGAUGGCGCAACAAUUAGCAGCAAUCUUUGGGGAGUUAGGGAUCAGUCAGUAUCUCGAUGCGUUUGUUGAGCAGGGUUUCGACACAUGGGAGACUAUUCUCGAUAUCACGGAAUCCGACCUUGAUGUCCUAGGCGUGAAAUUAGGUCAUAGACGGAAACUCCAGAGGAGGAUAGCAAAUUACCGAGGGCUUGCGCCAGAAGCUUCAUUGGCUCCCUUGGCACAGCCCAGUAUAGAAGAUUCCAGGCCACCAGAGGUUGUACCUCGUGCUGAGCCACCAAAGCUCGAGCUACGAGAACCUGGGACUGUCAUUGUUACCAAGAGGAAGUAUCGCAGACACCCAAAGGCGGACGAAAAUGCGCCGGAAAGACCUCCGUCAGCCUAUGUGCUUUUUUCCAACAAGAUGCGCGAGGACCUCAAGGGCCGUAACCUCUCAUUCACCGAGAUUGCCAAGUUAGUUGGCGAGAACUGGCAAAACUUGACGCCGGCUGAGAAGGAGCCUUAUGAGUCCAAAGCGCAGGCUUACAAGGAAAAGUAUCACGCUGAACUUUCCGAAUAUAAGAAGACGCCUCAAUACCAAAAGUACAUGCAGUACUUGGCGGACUUCAAGACGAAGCAUUCUCUCCCAUCUCAAGACAAGGACUCGUCAAAGCGAGUGAAGCUCUCGGAAUCUGGUGGUCCCAGUAGCGCUGCUGCCACGCCCACCAGGACAUGUCGGAGUGACAGUGGUGGUAGUGACAGUCUUCACGGAAGCGAACCACCACCAUCCAGGGAACAGAGGAUAAGUUCCAUUGUCUCUACCACGGAUUCUCAUCACUCGGCGGCACUGAGCCCGGGGUCGUAUCAUGACGAUUCCAUGCACUCGCCACGUACAGCCCACGCGGACCGACGGUCUCCAGAACAACGAUCACCCACUGCUUUCAACAUUAGUGCGAGGAACUACCCAUUACCGAGCCGAACAGAGACUGCCCGACCAGAUGAACAUCGUCAGGAACAGCCGCUAAGCACACCCCAGUCUCAACAGAAUCUACCAUCCUUCUCCGAUGUCUUUGAUAGCCAUAGAUCUUUACCCGGCGGGCCACAACAAACGAACGAUCCCAGCAGCUAUUUCCCAAGAGGAAGUCUCACCAAUAGCCCUGGUCCCCCACCUGGCUUGGUUGGCGGCGAUCGGAGAUAUCCGCCUGCGUUGAAGAAGGAGCAGUCCUCAGCGGGUAGCAUAUCCUCGGCCUCCACGGCCUCGUCUUAUGGCUAUCCAAGGACCCCUACUGACGGCCCAUUGCCGAUACAGGCUUUGCUCUCGUCAAGCUCCUCCCACUCCUACGAGGCAGGCCAACCGCACCACCCAUACCCCACGGGUCCCUUGCCUGUGCAUCAAAAGCAGCCGCAACAUCAGCAGCAGCCUGCAGGGCAGCCGCCGGCGCUUGCUAGCCUGCCCAUGACGAAUGGUAUGCCGUGGAGAAAGCUACCUUCGUUAUCUAGAGAAGCAGCUGACGAAGCCGUCGUAGGCUACCAUAGGGCUCUAUCGCUUGCGCACGCGCCCUCUGUUGUAACGAAUGCUGCUGCUCCUAGUGCUGUGUAUGGAAUCCCGCCACCACCACCACCCCAACAGAUGGGCGCUGGUCCGGUACAACAUCAGUAUCAGCAACAACAAUUUCAACAUCACCACCAACAACAACCACAACAACAACAACACCAAGAGAGGAAACAGGGGGGAGGACCUCAGGGCCCUAAUCUCGAUGGAAUGAGUGCCCUGUUGAAAGCAGGCGAGAUCGUUGAUCGCCGGACGCAUUGAAGGAGUUACGUAAGGGGAAGAAGGGACAGGGACAGGGGACGAUUGGAUCGGAGUUUCCCCCGGUUGGGGAAAGGGAAGGAUCUAAAAACCGGAAGCCGGGUUGGUUAAAACGGCUAGAUAAAAAAACAAGACAUAGUACGCCGUAAAAGCUGACUAGCUGACGGACGGUCGUCAGUUAUUUGAAUAUCAUGAUAUGGGCCCUUGGUUUUGGGUUUCCCGAGUGUAAUAAACUGAAUGACCUCGUUACAGGUCACGUAAUACGAGUUGACGAGCGUAUCAACCUUUCUGACCAGUGAAAGAUUACAACCGAUACCUCCGUCGCCUGUUCAGGAUUUGACUUGAAUCCCCUUCUCUGACUUCAUAAUGGCAAUCAAUGGCAUGGUCACGGUCACUGGGUAAUCCUAACCCUGACGAUUGAGUACCUUACAGAGGCAAUACACAGUAG